Molecule: messenger RNA, 1332 nt
Organism: Cyphellophora attinorum
Lineage: Eukaryota; Fungi; Ascomycota; Eurotiomycetes; Chaetothyriales; Cyphellophoraceae
Exons: 1
Coding region: 1-1332 (443 amino acids)
Molecular function (GO): FAD binding
Source: RefSeq, a predicted model, not a curated record
AUGGAACCAAUACCCGAAAAGCUCCGGGUCCUCAUCGUCGGCGCAGGCAUCGCCGGCUGCGCCAGCGCUUACUUCCUCGCCAAGCAAGGCCACUCCGUAACAGUCAUCGAACGACACCCAGGCCUCCGCACCAAUGGCCUGCAACUCGACCUCCGCGGCCAUGGCAUUGAAGUGAUGAAGCUUAUGGGCCUGGAAGCUGCGGUACGCGCACAAUGCGUCCCUGAGGAAGGUGUAGCAUUGGUGGACGCGACGGGCAAGCGGAGAGCGUUCUUCGCGGCUAACAAGACGGGGAAGGGCGCGCAGAGCAUGACGAGUGAGUUCGAGAUUAUGCGUGGGGAUCUGUGUCGAUUGUUGUGUGAGGCGGCAGACAAUGUGGGCGCGGUGUUCAAGUAUGGAGUGGGCGUGGAAGCGUAUAUGGAGAUGGGAAAGGAGGUGGAAGUUAGGCUGACAGAUGGGAGGGUGGAGAAGGUUGACUUGUUGGUUGGGUGUGAUGGGCUGGCGUCAAGGGUGAGGAGAUUGAUGGAUGGGGCCGGGACUAUAAUUGAGGGAAAGAAGGAUACAGCGUUGGAGGAGAUGGCAGAGAAGAUUGCGUACUUUACGAUGGAGGAGCCGCAGCAGGAGGGCGAGCAAUGGAUAAUGCAGGGAUGUGUGUUUCCUGGUGGGAAGAAGUUGGGAACGAGGCGGCAUCACGAGAACAGGAUACAAAUGUAUCUUAUGUGGGAUGAGAGGCCCGGUGCUGGAGGGCCACUCGACAAGAUCAAGAGAGGCGAUGUAAAGGCCGAGAAGGCUGCAUUUGCGGAUCUUUACCGGGGCGAGGGUUGGAGGGCGAAUGAUGCUGUCAAGGAGCUGGAGACCGGCGCCGAGGAUUUCUACUGUCAACACACAGGAGUUGUCAAGCUGGACAAAUGGUCGAGGGGACGUGUCACGCUGGUUGGCGAUGCUGGAUAUGGCCACCCACCGGAUGGAUACGGUACCAGUUGCGCGCUGGUCGGCGCGUACGUCCUCGGUGGUGAGAUCGAAAAAGAAUUUCGGCAGACAAGCUCGACCGAGAGCAAAGAAUCGCUGGCAAAGAAUCAGGAUCCGCUUCUGGCGGCGCUCGAAUCCUAUGAGGAGGUUUUCGGCCCACACAUGAAGAGUAUUGUCAAUUCGUACUCGGCAGCGCCAAGCAUGUUCGACAACAUACCUUGGAAUGGAUUUACAAUUGGUUUGAUGUACAGAGUGAUGGGCACAGUGGCGUACCUGGGCUUGGACAAGCUCGCGAUGAAGUUCAUGCCAGCGGACAGUGGCAAGUGGAAGCUCCCGGUGUAUGAUACAGUGGUGGACGCUUCGUGA